Messenger RNA from Panicum virgatum (switchgrass), 2518 nucleotides. Its product is annotated as DNA topoisomerase 6 subunit B. Gene Ontology annotation, biological process: DNA topological change. The record is from RefSeq and is a predicted model, not a curated record. The transcript is spliced from 19 exons. NCBI's taxonomy places the organism in Eukaryota, Viridiplantae, Streptophyta, Magnoliopsida, Poales, Poaceae. Gene Ontology annotation, molecular function: ATP binding; DNA topoisomerase type II (double strand cut, ATP-hydrolyzing) activity; DNA binding. Bases 348 to 2264 code for a protein of 638 amino acids. Gene Ontology annotation, cellular component: small ribosomal subunit; cytosol.
UGGCCUGGCUCAGACUUUGAGGCCUCGCCUUGCGCUCUCCAAUUUUGUGCCCAAACCCCAAACCCUAGCUCCCUGCCCAAUUCGAUCCCACCAUCUCGCCAUGGACAGCUCCGGCGCCGAGGCCGCCGCCGGCGCCACCGAGACCAAGAAGAAGCCUCCCGCGGCGGCCAAGGGCAAGGCAGUGGGGAAGGGGAAGCCGGCCGGCCCCAAGGCGUCAGCAUCGGCCAAGGAGAGCAGCCUCCUCAAGCAGAAAUCGCCGGCUGAGUUCUUCGCCGAGAACAAGAAUAUUGCUGGGUUCGACAAUCCUGGCAAAUCCUUGUACACCACGAUGCGGGAGCUAGUUGAGAAUGCCCUUGAUUCAGCCGAGUCCAUCUCGGAGCUCCCUGACAUUGAGAUUACAAUGUAAGCAAUCCCUAAAAGAGAUCACGAAGAGCAAAUUCAACACAAUGAUAGGGCUUGUUGAUCGGGAGCGUGUUGAUGAGGCGCUUUAUGAUGAUUUUGAGUCUGAAAAGGCUCGUGAGAAACGCCUGGCUAAGGAAGCACGUUUCCAAGAAACUCAAGCUAAAAAUGCUGCACUUGGGAAGAAAGUUAAGGAGGCUCCAGCUGUUCGAGGAAAAGGCCGGGGCGAGGCUGCAUUUUUCAAAGUGACCUGCAAGGAUAAUGGUCGAGGUAUGCCACAUGAUGAUAUCCCAAAUAUGCUUGGUAGAGUUUUGUCGGGCACAAAAUAUGGUUUGAGGCAAACACGUGGGAAGUUUGGACUUGGUGCUAAAAUGGCACUUAUAUGGUCAAAGAUGAGCACAGGGCUUCCUAUUGAAAUUAAGUCAUCAAUGAAAGGCCAGCAUUAUGUUUCAUUCUGUCGCCUGGACAUAGAUAUUCAUAAGUAUGUACAACUUUGUUGGUUCACUGUCUGUCAGAAUUAUGUUUCAUUCUGUUGCCUGGACAUAGAUAUUCAUAAAAAUGUCCCUCAUGUUCAUUUACAUGAGAAAAGAGAGAACAAAACUCACUGGCAUGGGGCAGAAAUUCAAGUUAUAAUUGAGGGAAAUUGGACAACGCAUCGUUCAAAGAUCCUCCAUUAUAUGCGUCAGAUGGCGGUCAUCACACCAUAUGCUCAGUUCCUUUUUAGAUUUCUAGCUGAUGCAGCAGACAAAAAUUUAACAAUAAAGUUUGCACGCCGGACAGAUGUUAUGCCUCCUGUUCCACUUCAAACAAAGCAUCACCCAUCUGCUGUUGAUUUAUUACUGAUAAAGCGCUUAAUCGCAGAGACUACAAAACAAAAUCUUUUGCAGUUUCUGCAACAUGAAUUUGUGAAUAUAAGCAAAUCGCAUGCUGAACGAUUAAUUGGGGAGAUGGGACCUGAUUUUAGUCCAAAAAUGACAGUUAAGAGCCUUACAUCACAGCAGUUAGUUCGAAUACAUCAAUUAUUUCGGCAGGCUAAGUUUGAUGAUCCCAGUGGCAACUGUCUUAGUCCUGCAGGUGAAUAUAAUUUACGUCUGGGUAUCAUAAAAGAGCUACACCCUGAUAUGGUGGCAACACAUGCAAGCAGCCCUCAGGUUUUUGAAGGUCAUCCAUUUAUUGUUGAAGCUGGGAUAAGCAUUGGUGGAAAAGAUGUUAAACAAGGUCUAAAUAUUUUUAGGUUCGCAAACAGAAUACCACUUCUUUUUGAACAAGGUGCCGAUGUCAUCACAAGAACUGCAGUGAAAAGGAUCAAUUGGAGCAGCUACAAAAUUAAUCAACAGCAAGAUAAGAUUGGUGUCUUUGUGAGCAUUGUAAGUACAAAGAUACCUUUUAAAGGAACUGGAAAGGAGUACAUAGGGGAUGACAUAACUGAAAUAUCAUCUGCUGUUAAGUCAGCUCUGAAGCAGUGCUGCCUUCAACUGAAGUCUAAGAUUGUGAAGAAACUUCAGGCCCGUGAGCGGCAGGACAGGAAAAGGAACUUGAACAGAUAUAUUCCUGAUGUUGCAAGAGCGAUUAUGGAGACUCUGGUAGAAAUUGCAGAUGAAUCUCCCCCGAAACGGCCACGUUAUGAUAAGGAAGACGAGGAACUCCUUGAGAAGAUAAAUUCUCAGGAGGUGACGGAGAUAACCUUCAAAGAUUGCUUGACUCAGCAUGUUGAACAGGUUGAUUAUGAAAUGGCACUGGACUACGCCAUGCAGAGUGGAGUGAGCGAGGAGCCCCGAGAAGCAAUAUUUUUGAACUCACUUGAAGGAUCUUACAAGUCUGUCGACUUUCGAAGUCCUGUAUUUGUGUUCAGAUUUAUUCUUUGAAAGGGAACUUACACGUCCAUCUGUUCUCCAACCGAUCAAUCCCAAGUUCCAAUCAUUCUUAGGAUCCCAAGUUCCAAUCAUUCUUAGGAUACCUGAGUUUAUGACUCAUCUGUUUUGGCUCAGUCAUAGUUGUAGCACAUACAUUACAAGUUGAUAUGUAGUUUCAAUCUAGGAUACCCCUGUAUGUUGCAUUUAUAGAGGUUUACUACAUGUGAUUCAAAUCAGCGUGGUGGGGUUUGAUGUCCAGGACUGCA